AGGCCUGCAGCUUUUAGACCAUGCCGUUGAAAAUGGUGAUCCUUCUCUCUCUAGAAAAGGAAGAAAGAAAUGCCUUCGAAGUCAGAGAAACGGCCCAAAAUGGAGGCCAAGCCUUCGAGAGUGGCAGCAAAGCGCCAGGGACGGGACAGCGAAGAAGAGGGCAUGUUCCAGAUUGGGAAGCUGCGCUACGUCCGAGUGUCCUGCUUCAAGGGGAAGGUGCUGGUGGACAUCAGGGAGUUCUACAUGGAUAAGGAGGGGGACAUGAAACCGGGGAGAAAAGGCAUUGCUCUGUCUGCAGAACAGUGGAACCAGCUGAAGGAGAUAAUUCCUGAGAUUGAUGCUGCAGUCAAGAAAUUCUGAGAUGGAGGAUGUUGGACGUCUUCAAUCUGUUUGGUUCCCCUGGAGUGAGCUGAGAACGAUGGGGCCAAGAAAUCUCACCUGGCGCUUUUCCUUGGCCACGCGGGCUUUUCUGCACUGAGGUGGUGGUAAUGGAAAUGGAAAUGUCUCUGACACUUGUAAUGAGCACGUGGAACUCGAGCCAGUGUAAGGAUUUCACCCUCCUGGUCUCGGGGAGACACGAGAUCCGUGCGAGUGAGGGAGCCGAGCAGCUCUGAGUGCCUGGGAGGACACAGCUGCAGCCUGGCUUUCCAGGGGGCACGGCUGCCAGUCUGCAGCUUUGGCUGCUCUGCAUUUUUUCUGUCCUCCACUUGGUUGAGUGCUGAGUGAGAUGGCUUAUAUACCUCAAGUCAUCAUCGUUUCUAUCUUUUCCACUUGCCGUUCUGGGUAUUUCAAGUAUUCUCUGCGUUGUUGGGAUUCCUUUCAUUCUAUUUUUUUUUAUUCAUGGAGUGAAGGAGGCU
Messenger RNA from Centrocercus urophasianus (Greater sage-grouse), 857 nucleotides. Its product is annotated as activated RNA polymerase II transcriptional coactivator p15-like. The coding region runs from base 70 to 360 and encodes 96 amino acids. Gene Ontology annotation, molecular function: transcription coactivator activity; DNA binding. Gene Ontology annotation, biological process: positive regulation of transcription initiation by RNA polymerase II. Lineage: Eukaryota; Metazoa; Chordata; Aves; Galliformes; Phasianidae. The transcript is spliced from 3 exons. The record is from RefSeq and is a predicted model, not a curated record. Gene Ontology annotation, cellular component: transcription regulator complex; nucleus.